Miscanthus lutarioriparius is the source of this 1080-nucleotide messenger RNA. NCBI's taxonomy places the organism in Eukaryota, Viridiplantae, Streptophyta, Magnoliopsida, Poales, Poaceae. The record is from the annotation of a GenBank genome assembly.
AUGGAGGAGCAAGGCGGCCAGGCGGCGUUCGGAUGGGCGGCCAGGGACGACACCGGCGUCCUCUCCCCCUACAGCUUCUCCAGAAGGGUUCCCAAAGACGACGAUGUCACGAUCAAGGUGCUCUACUGCGGGAUCUGCCACACCGACCUCCACAUCAUCAAGAACGACUGGGGAAACGCCAUGUACCCUGUCGUCCCCGGGCACGAGAUCGUGGGCGUGGUGACCGGCGUCGGCGGCGGCGUCACGCGGUUCAAGGCCGGCGACACGGUCGGCGUGGGCUACUUCGUCGGCUCCUGCCGCUCCUGCGACAGCUGCGGGAAGGGGAACGAGAACUACUGCGCGGGGGUCGUGCCCACCUCCAACGGCGUCGACCACGCGCACGGCGGCGUGCCCACCAAGGGGGGGUUCUCCGACGUCAUCGUCGUGAACGAGCACUACGUGGUCCGCGUCCCGGACGGUCUGGCGCUGGACCGGACCGCGCCGCUGCUCUGCGCCGGAGUCACCGUGUACAGCCCCAUGAUGCGCCACGGCCUCAACGAGGCCGGCAAGCACCUCGGCGUCGUGGGGCUCGGCGGCCUCGGCCACGUCGCCGUUAAGUUCGGCAAGGCGUUCGGGAUGAAGGUCACCGUCAUCAGCACGUCCGCGAGCAAGCGUCAGGAGGCCAUCGAGCACCUCGGCGCCGACGAGUUCUUGAUCAGCCGGGACCCGGAGCAGAUGAAGGCGGCGACGGGCACCAUGGACGGCAUCAUCGACACGGUGUCGGCGUGGCACCCGAUCACGCCGCUGCUUGCGCUGCUGAAGCCGUUGGGGCAGAUGGUGAUCGUGGGCGGGCCGAGCAAGCCGCUGGAGCUGCCGGCGUACGCCUUCGUGCCCGGCGGGAAGGGCGUGGCUGGGAACAGUGUCGGCAGCGUCGGGGACUGCCAGGCCAUGCUGGAGUUCGCGGGGAAGCACGGCAUCGGCGCCGAGGUGGAGGUGAUCAAGAUGGACUACGUCAACACGGCGAUCGAGCGGCUCGAGAAGAACGACGUCCGCUACCGCUUCGUCAUCGACGUCGCCGGCAGCCUCGGCUCUGCCGCCUAG